Rhagoletis zephyria (snowberry fruit fly) is the source of this 1195-nucleotide messenger RNA. RefSeq names its product protein msta-like. Lineage: Eukaryota; Metazoa; Arthropoda; Insecta; Diptera; Tephritidae. The record is from RefSeq and is a predicted model, not a curated record. Gene Ontology annotation, molecular function: protein binding.
UCGCGUCGUCAUUUAUUUUGAGAUCAAGCAUAUUUCACAAAGAUAUUUGAAAAAUUCGGCAAUUUUCGAAUAAAAGCGUUGUAAGCUGGAAAACGGCGACAGUUUGCCAACGGCUACGUAGCGCGAAAUAUUAAAAAAAAAAUCUGCUGAACAGACUGAUUCUAUAGACAUUAAAGGAAGUCGUGUGCAAAAAAGUGAUAGAAAUUUUUAAAAUAAUCCAAAGACAAAAUAUUAUAAAACUACAAUAAAGUGCUUGUGAAUACAUACAUACAUACAUACGUACAAACAUAAGAGUACAUAUUUUUCUAAAAUUAUGAUUUGUCCAAAGCGCACUGCGGAGUUAAUUACACUCCAUUUGGCGCCCUUCAAGGACACCGAUCCUGCAUGGGAAAUAGGUGUUUCUAAAAUUGCUGGGCGUGGCAUUUUCGCCACGCGCGACCUCAAACGCGGUGAUGUGAUUUUUCGCGAUAGUCCGCUGCUGAUCGGUCCCGCGGCACGCGCCGAGGAUACGCUUAAUUCGUGUUCGGUGUGCUUUAAAAUGUUGCCUGAUACGAAGUUUAUGUGUCGCCAAGGUUGCGGUUUGCCCGUCUGCUCAUUGUGUGGCAAAAAACAACAACACAAAUCCGAUUGUGAACUUUUCAAAUCGUGGAAACCCAGUGAACCGGAUGUGGCAAAUUCUUUGCUCAUUCGUUUGCUGUGUGUCGGGCGUGCCAUCAAGUUGGCGAAGGAGCAACGCGAUCUAGUUUACUGUCUGCAGGCAAAUUUAGAUAAUAAUCAUCGCACUGAAGUGCGUAAUGCCGCCAAAGGAUUCAUGGAGUUCCCCACCGAUAAGAAACUAAUUGAAAUUAUGAAUCGUACUGUGGCAGUGUUGCGUACGAAUGGAUUCGAUGAGACCGCCGAUCGCACCAAUGACAAUCAGGAAUUUCCUCACCGCGCGCUCUACCCAUUAUUCGCUGUCAUGAAUCACGAUUGCAUUCCCAAUUCGUAUUAUACGUUCGAGGAGAAGACCAGAAAUAUGGUGGUGCGUGCCUCAGUAGAUAUACCAGCUGGUAGUGAAAUCACAACAUCCUACACAAAAUUAUUCACCGGAAAUAUUGCACGACAUUUGUUUUUGAAAAUGAAGAAAGGAUUUACGUGCAAGUGUCCGCGCUGCUCUGAUCCAACAGUAAGUGUGGUAAUCGACAGUGAUAAUAAA